AUGUUUGAAAUGCUUAUUAUGCUAAGUCUCGAGACAAAGACUUUGGCGUUUGUGGGCAUUCAUUACGCUAUCGAAAAGACGAUUGAGCUAUGCGGUGAUCUUUGGUGCGACGUGCCGAUGCUCCAUCAGUACAUAGCUGGGUUCUUGUUACACUUCACGAUCAAAUCAUCGCUCACGGGAGUUUCGGUGGAUUGGUUGCUGGGUCGUUGCUUACAAUCGGUGAACAAGGAUGCGUUAGAUGAGCUUAUUGAUGGUGGGUUCCUCGCUGCUGUUGUCGGUGAAACGUUGAAGCUUUUGAAAGCUAUUGAUGCCGGCAAAGCGAAAAAGGAAGUAAUCGCAUCGAACUCGACAAUUCUUAGUGUUUUUCCAUCGUACAAACAGUCUCCAAAGGACAUGCUUAAGUGGAUCAAGGUACAUGAACUCGAGGAAGUGCUACCGUUAGAGCCCGCUUUUGAGCUUGCGAAGCGUGUCAGUGAGGCUUCGUCGUAUGAUGAAGUUGUCUUGUUCAUCACAAAACACAUACCCGAGACUCAACGCCUCUGUGGCAACACGGACACUCAAGUUCGACUAGUGUCAGCAAUCAUGCAGACGCGAACCGAUAUUGACGAAGUGAAAAAGCUUUUGAAGCAUCUAGUAAAGGAAGGUGCAGUGCUGACUCCUGCGUUAAGCAAAUGGCUUGAGUUAAACGACGACAAUAGUGCGAGUAGAAAGCGUGUGCAGGAAGAGUUGAGCGAGUUUGUAGAAGAUUUGGUCCACAUGAAAUAA
Molecule: messenger RNA, 765 nt
Organism: Plasmopara halstedii
Lineage: Eukaryota; Oomycota; Peronosporomycetes; Peronosporales; Peronosporaceae
Product: eukaryotic translation initiation factor 4 gamma put
Exons: 3
Coding region: 1-765 (254 amino acids)
Source: RefSeq, a predicted model, not a curated record